Molecule: messenger RNA, 7029 nt
Organism: Penicillium salamii
Lineage: Eukaryota; Fungi; Ascomycota; Eurotiomycetes; Eurotiales; Aspergillaceae
Source: the annotation of a GenBank genome assembly
AUGACAAACACAUCCCUAUUCACAACGGAAGGCGCCGUACCCGAAGAUCUGCAACCCAAUGCCGUGGCCAUAGUUGGCAUGGGAUGCAGAUUCUCAGGAGCUGACUCGGUAGAGGAAUACUGGCGUAUUCUGGAAGCCGGUCAAUCCAUGAUGAGUGACCCGCCCAAAGGUCGCUUCCCGGCAAGCGAGCACCAACGCAGUACUGAAAAAACGGUAUACUUCGGAAAUUACCUGGAGAGCAUCUCCAGGUUUGACAACCGCUUUUUCAAGAAGUCUAGCCGAGAGGCUGCAUCUAUGGAUCCCCAACAGAGACUUCUACUCGAAACCUCUUACCAGGCCUUGGAGUCUAGCGGGUUCUUCGGGCCCGGAGAGCCGGAUCUUGAUGUGGGAUGCUUCAUUGGAGUAUGCGCCUCCGACUAUAAUGACAAUGUGGCUAGUCACCCACCCAAUGCCUUCUCCGCACUUGGUACAUUGAGAGCAUUCGUUCCAGGGCGGAUCAGCCAUUUCUUCGGUCUCACUGGACCGUCCAUCGCUCUAGAUACGGCCUGUUCCUCGUCCGCUGUUGCUAUUGACGCUGCCUGCAAAGCGAUUUUGCAUGGCGACUGCAAAAGUGCAAUCGCUGGCGGUGUCUCCGUUUUCACGAGUCCGUUCUUCUACCAGAAUCUUUGUUCAGCAUCAUUCCUCAGUCCCACGGGCACAAGCAAAUCUUUCGACGCCAGUGCAGAUGGUUACUGCCGUGGGGAGGGGGUUGGGCUUGUGGUCUUGAAACGCCUUUCCGACGCCGUGGCAUGCGGGGACAACAUUCUCGGUACAAUACUGGCCACCUCAGUCCGCCAAAGCAGCAAUAAGGUGCCGAUCACUGUUCCGUACAGCCCCUCACAAACAGAACUCUACCGAAAGCUCCUGAAAACUGCCAACAUAACACCAGAAACUGUCACAUACGUUGAAGCUCAUGGCACGGGCACUCCAGUCGGUGACCCUCUUGAAUUCGGUGCCAUCAAGGAGGUUUUUGGUACCGAGUCAAGAAAGGAUCCGCUAUACUUUGCGUCAGUAAAGGGAAACAUCGGACACACGGAAGGCGCAUCUGGCGUCGCUGGUCUCAUUAAGACCAUUUUGAUGAUGCAGAAGCACCAAAUUCCAGGACAAGCCCAUUUCCAGUCUGCGCAUCCCAAGAUUUCUCUUGUUCCAGGGCAAAUCUCCAUUCCGACCGAGACUGUUUCCUGGAAAACAGAAAGAAUGGUUGCUUGUGUGAAUAACUACGGAGCCGCUGGCAGCAUUGCUGCAAUGAUAGUUGAGCAAGCGCCAUCGCAGGAAAUUUCCGGUGCGACAUCGUGUGGACUGAGGAAGUAUCCUGUUGUUAUCACCGCAAACAGCCCAAAAAGUCUGGGUGAAAACUGCACAAGCAUAGCAGACUACCUUUCCACAUACAAACGAGACUGUGCAUCUGUCACAAAUCUGCUAGCAGAUGCUACAUUCAACCUCAGUGACAGGCAGAACAGAGCACUGCCUUACAUUUUCACAACACUCGUUUCGAGCCUAUCCGAUUUGGACACCGAACUUCGUGCCGUGGCUUCCGACCCCGAAUCAGCAAUCUACAGAGUCAACCGAGGCCCGAAGCCUGUAGUCCUAGUCUUUGGUGGCCAGACUGCUCGCUCUGUGGGCCUGAGUAAGGACGUUUAUAGAUCCUCGCGCCUACUUCGCAAGUAUCUAGACGGCUGUGAUGAUGUGCUCAAAGGAUUUGGUCACCGUGGCAUAUAUCCAGACAUAUUUGAUGAAGCACCUGCUGAUGACGUGGUGUCGAUUCAGACAAUACAAUUUGCGAUCCAAUAUGCUUGCGCCAAGACUUGGAUUGCCUGCGGUCUCAAAGUAGACUGCAUUCUAGGUCACUCUUUCGGUCAACUCGUUGCGCUGACAAUCUCGGGUGUUCUGUCACUUUCCGAUGGUCUCAAGUUGGUAUACGGACGAGCAGUCCUCAUGCGUGAUAAAUGGGGCACCGAAAGAGGAUCCAUGCUUGCCCUGGAGGCAGACCGGGCCCGCACAUUGGAAGUUAUUUCAUCGACGCACAAGAUGAUGUUGCCUUCCGGGUCUGGGGUUGAAAUUGCAUGCUUCAAUGGACCAUCAAGCCAUGUGUUGGUAGGGUCUUCGGUUGAGAUCGACGUUGCCUCACAGACAGCUAAAAGGAUGAAUUCCAAAUGCAAGAUUUUGGAUGUAACGCAUGGCUUCCAUUCGCGAUUUUGCGAUCCGAUUCUUCCAGACUUGGAACGACUGGCAGAGGGGCUUGAAUUCAACGCCCCGACGAUCUCCUUGGAGACCAGCUCAAGUGAGGAAGCCUGGGAUCAGAUCACCGCUAAACUUAUAUCCAAGCAUACUCGGACGCCUGUAUACUUUGAAGACGCAGUGAAACGAGUUGAGAUGCGGUUUGGUGCAUGUGCAUGGUUGGAAGCUGGGUCCAACUCUUCGGUGACCAGCAUCGUGCGCCGAUCACUGUCCAAGGCCGCAGACCAUUCAUUGUACCCAAUAGAUUUAUCCCGAAACGAUGCUAUGGCAUCUUUAGCUGAGGCUACAGUUACCCUCUGGAGAGAUGGGGGAAAUAUGCAGUUCUGGCCGUUCCAUCGCAUGCAGCGCCAAGAAUAUCGGCCAUUGAACCUGCCACCGUACCAAUUUGAAAAGAAUGAACAUUGGCUCGAGUUUGGCAUCCAGGCAGGAAACGGCUCUGUGUCUCCUCUGACGGAACCCCGAAAAUUGCCGUCCAUUGUUGACGAAUCGGAGCCGGAGCCUGUUCUCAUGGAAUUCUCGGGAUUUCAAGAUCUGGGAAACGAUCAGAAACAGGCAACAUUUGACAUUGAUCCGCGCUGCGAGGAAUGGAAAGUCCUCGUUUCCGGUCAUUCCGUGGUGCAUCAAUCUUUGUGCCCGGCACCUUUGUACAUUGAGCUUGUUCUUCAGGGGGCCAAGCGCCUAGCAGAGAUCAAAAACAUACCAUCUGCUCCAUUUGCACGGCUGGAAAAUUUUGAGAUGGCAUCCCCUUUGGGCAUGAGCCAGGACAGGAUUGUCCUGCUUGUGUUCAGACCAUCGGAUUCUACCGAUCGAAAGUAUAAGUUCACGUUCUAUUCAAAAGACCGCUCGGUGAAGACAAACGUUCUACAGACGCAUGCCUCUGGCACCUGCGAAAUUCUACCAGAAGACGAUACAACCAGCACCAUGGAACUUGAUAGGAUCACGAACCUCCUCCGGCACAUACGAAAAGAUCAGGGACAAUAUUCCAAUCGAAGUUUCGCAGACAUAGCCUCACAGCCGGGUGGUGAAGCACUAUAUGGAUCGGUCAUCUACAAACUCUUUUCUGGAAUAGUUCAGUAUCACAGAUUCUACCAGGGCGUCCGAAAGCUCGCAAGCACGAGAGAAGGAUCCGUCAUUGCAGAGGUUAACCUACCCGAAAACCAGCCGAGCUAUCUGAAGGAUCUUUUGUCCUUGCCUAUAGCCAUCGAUAACUUCUUCCAGGUUCCUGGAUUGUUCGCGAAUUGUCUAGCUCCUUGUGCGUCAGACGAAGUCUUCGUCUCCAACCAUGUUGACCGUAUUCAACUCUCGCCUGAAUUCGGCAAGAGGCAUGCCGAGAACAGAAGCUUAGCCUGGGAUGUUUUCGCUAUUUCUACCGCUACAAGUGAAAAGGAAUGCUCUAACGAUAUCUUCGUCACGGACAAGAGCACAAAUCAACUUGUAUUUGUUGCCUUCGGAGCGAAGUUUAGUAGAGUGAAGACAGCAACUCUCACCAAGAUCCUUUCCCGUGCAAAUCCUAGUGCGACCCCCUCAGCUGCCGAAAAUGAACCAUCUCGAAAAAUCUCUCUUCAUACUGUGCAUCCUCCCCCUGCUACCACUUUGUCGAGCUCCUUGACUGUCAUACCGGACAAAGUGCAAAGACCUGAAAUGUCACAACACCCACACCCGCCACCUGCCAAACCCGAAAUCGCAUCGGUCAACAUGCAGGUUGUUCCAGAACCAUUGUUACUUGCUAGUGAAGCAAAGAGCCCAUCAAUUAUUGAGGAGCUACGCCAAGCACUUGGUGAUAUGACCGAUGUUCCUGUGGCCCAGUUCAAGCCCCAUGUUACCUUGGACCAACUCGGCAUUGAUUCUCUCAUGACCACGGAGAUCGUGUCAGAGAUCCAGAAUAUGUUCAACGUAUCCAUCUCAACUGCGCAGCUUUUUGAACUCGGAACCUUUGGGGCUUUGUGCUCAUAUUUGGAUGAACGUCAAAAUCAACCAGGCUCCAUUGAAGUACUCAAAGAAUCAACGCUUGCCCACAUUCCGUCUUUGCUUCCAGCAUUCCAGAUGGCGGCUUCAACCAAGCACACAGCCGCCAUGCCUGAGGUUGUGAAGCAGAACAUGGCGGUGCCUGAGGCUCCACAAGUUUUGGACUGCGAACAUGAUCCAUGUGAAGAGUUGGUCGCGCAAUUGGCUGUCCUGCUAGGUACUCAUCUCGAAUGUCCAGCCACUGAUUUCGACCGCUCAACCAACCUCAUGGAUCGCGGCCUAGACUCUCUUCUCACGAUGGAGCUUAUGAGCGACAUGGAAGCUGCUUUUGGUGUUUCCAUUGAUUCAUCACUUCUUCUGAAGCAGAGUAGCUUUGGACAUCUCGCCGACAUCCUCAUCAGCUCGGUCAAUUCGCUACGACCCGGGAAUAGCACAGAUUCAAGUACAAUGUCUCCAACAUCAACACUCUCUUCUGGUAGCAUGACACCAGGCACCCCACCAGAUGACAGCUUUGAUGGCGUUGGUGCUUUCUCACACGUCAACAAAACACAUUUCGUAUCAGGGUCAUCUAUCCUCAGCAGCGCAGCUCAGGCUUUCGAAGCCAUCAAGUGCGACUUCGACGAGCUUGCAGAAAAAUACAAACUCACUGACUUCUACACCGAAGUUGCCAAUGAGCAAGCGGAUCUGGUAUUGGCCUACGUAGUGGAGGCUAUGACCGAGUUUGGGAUCGACUGGAAGACAUUGAGACCGGGUGAUCAGAUCCCCUGGAUCCCUGUCAUACCGAAGCAUGAGCGCAUGAUCAAUGUUUUCUACGAGAUUCUCCGCAAGGCCAACAUAGCCGACUACGAUGGCAAAACCUACUUUCGUUCAGAUGCGCCAGCGCCCACAACACCGUCGAAUGCCCUGUACAAGAACAUAGUGGCACGCUUUCCCCAACAUGCCAAAGAGCACAUGUUACUGAACGUGUGUGGGUCGGAUAUGUCCAGAAUUCUCACCGGCGAGAUAGAUCCUCUGGCUUUGUUGUUUGGAAGCAAGGCUAAUCGUGAGAUUCUGGAGGAUGUUUACAGCAAGGCACCCAUGUUUGUUGUCAACUCGCAGCUUCUCACCAGGUAUUUGGAGAAAGCGCUCAGCACUUCCUCUCCAGGGCCUGAUGGUAAGUUCCACAUCGUGGAACUCGGAGCAGGGACUGGUGCCACCACGCGCUUCAUUGUGGACCGUUUGGUACAGUCCGGAAUCCCCAUUGAGUACACCUUCACGGAUAUCUCCGCCGCACUUGUCAAAAGUAGCAAGCGAAAGUUUGCAAACUAUGACUGCAUGAGAUAUGGCAUAAUCGACAUUGAAAAAGAACCCUCCUCCGAAUAUCUCGGACAAUUCGAUAUCGUGCUCGCCACCAACUGCAUUCAUGCAACUAGCAAUCUUUACACCUCUAUGGGAAACAUCAACAAGCUGUUGCGGCCCAACGGGUUUGUAUCACUUGUUGAGCUCACCACUAGAAACUACUGGUUGGAUAUGGUCUUCGGCCUGCUUGAUGGUUGGUGGUUGUACGACGACGGACGACCUUAUGUGCUUGCGACACCUGAGUUUUGGGAAAGUACAAUGCGAAAAGUUGGUUUCCACCAUGUAUCAUGGACGGGCGGCCAUACACCUGAGUCAGAGAUUGUGAGAGUCAUCACCGGGUUCAAGGAAGCCGUCCAAGAUCCUUCUUCGUACCACAGUAUGCCGCAGGAGAAGAGUGGAAACAUUGAGACAGUUCUCUUUGCGCACACAGACAAAGGCCUUCCGCUGAGGGCUGACAUCCACUACCCUUCAUCGCAACAGGCAGCCAUGCAUAAAACGUGGGUCACCGGCUUGAUGAUCCACGGAGGAGGCCAUGUAAUGCUAUCCCGUCGGGAUGUUCGACCCCGCCAAGUACAACUCCUACUCGACAAUGGUAUUUUGCCUGUAUCUGUUGACUACAGGCUCUGCCCGGAGACGACCAUCUUAGAGGGACCACUCGUUGACGUCUCCAAUGCCUAUGCUUGGGCACUGCAAUCCCUGCCGUCACUGAAGUUGACACGUACCCGUGUAAAUGAAUCUCUUGAUCGCAGCAAGGCGGUAGUAAUUGGGUGGUCGACUGGCGGAACGUUGGCCAUGUCUCUAGCCUGGACUUCGAUACCACGUGGAAUCGCAGCGCCAACGGCGAUCUUGGCCUUCUACUGUCCUACUGACUACGAGGAUGUCUUUUGGACAAAGCCAAAUAUACCAAGACACUCUGAGACACGCGGAAGAGAGUCAUACAAUGUCAUCGAUGCAGUUCGCCCUGCUCCAAUCACAGCAUACAAUGUACCCCCUACCAUGAGGGCAGCAGCAGGAUGGAUGGCACCCAGCGACCCUCGCAGUCGAAUCGCGCUUCAUAUGAAUUGGCAUGGCCAAACACUUCCCGUUCUCUUCCGUGGACUACCAGCAGGGAUAAAUGUGCCACAGAAGUCUGCAGCAGCUUUCAAUUGCAUGGAACAGCCGCCUGGGGAUCAAAUUAUCCAAGCCAGCCCUUACGCGCAAAUUCUUCGGGGGGCCUACAAGUCACCAACGCAUAUCGUCUUUGGUACCAAGGACGAUCUCAUUCCAUGGGAGCAAGCCCAGCGGACAUUUUCAGCCAUGCAACGUAUGGGAAUAGAGUCGGGGCUUACCGUCGCUCCUGGAGAGCCUCAUCUGUUCGAUUUGUUUAGUGACUCCGGUGGUACUCGCUGGCGGUAUGUUAUGGAAGGGUACAAUUUCCUAUUUCAAAAUUUGGGCAAAGACAUCGUGUAA